CACCCCGACAUGUACGAGCGAGCCGUGCUGAGGAAAGACCACCAGAAGAAAUACGGCGCCACGGUGGACCUGUGGAGCAUCGGGGUCACGUUUUACCACGCCGCCACCGGCAGCCUCCCGUUCAGGCCGUUCGAGGGGCCGCGCAGGAACAAAGAAGUCAUGUAUAAAAUCAUCACAGAGAAACCCUCCGGGACGAUCUCCGGCCACCAGAAGUGUGAGAACGGGAAGAUCGAGUGGAGUACGGAGAUGCCGGUGUCCUGCAGUCUGUCCAAGGGUCUUCAGAGCCUCCUGACUCCGGUCCUCGCCAACAUCCUGGAGGCCGACCAGGAGAAGUGUUGGGGCUUCGACCAGUUCUUCGCCGAGACCAACGACAUCCUGCACCGAACGGUCGUCUACGUGUUCAGUCUGCAGCAGGCGACGCUGCACCACGUCUACAUCCACGAAUACAACACGGCGGCGCUGUUCCAGGAGCUGCUGUCCCGCAGGACCAGCAUCCCGCAGCACAACCAGGAGCUGCUGUACGAGGGCCGCCACCUGGUCCUCGACCCCAACCGCCAGGCCAAGACCUUCCCCAAAACCUCCAGAGACAAUCCCAUCAUGCUCGUCAGCCGCGAGUCCGUCGCCACUGUCGGACUCAUCUUUGAAGACCCCAGUCCUCCUAAAGUUCAGCCUCGCUACGAUCUGGAUCUCGAUGCCAGCUACGCAAAGACUUUUGCAGGUGACGUCGGACAUUUAUGGAAGACUUCCGAGUCUCUGCUGGUUUAUCAGGAACUGGUUCGGAAAGGAAUUCGAGGUCUAAUAGAGCUGAUGAAGGAGGACUACAGUGAGAUCCUCCACAAGAAGUCAGAGGUUUUCCACCUGUGUAACUACUGCACGCAGAUACUGGAGAAGACUGAGCAGCUGACCUCCGUUCUCCUCAGGUUUGAGGUAUUGAUGCAGGCCAACAUGAUGUCAUCAGAGUACGACGAGAUCUCAGACAUGCACAAGAAAGUUGUCAGAAUCUCCAGCUCGUUGGAGCCCAUCGAACGAACAACACAAGACAUCAAGAGUAAAUUCCUCCCUGGAGGUCUGCUGACCGACGGCUGGACACAACAAGUGGGGACGCACCCCGAGGACAGGAAUGUGGAGAAAAUCAAAGUGCUGCUUGACGCCAUCACAGCCAUCUACCAACAGUUCAAGAAGGACAAAGCAGAGAGACGUCUGCCGUACAACGAAGAACAGAUCCAUAAAUUUGACAAACAGAAGUUGGUCCUUCAUGCCAGUAAAGCUCGUUCUCUGUUCACUGAGGAAUGUGCCAUGAAAUACAGACUCUUCAUCUCCAAGAGUGAAGAGUGGAUGAGGAAGGUUCAUCACGUGAGGAAGCAGCUGCUCGGUCUGUCGGCUCAGCUGAUCAGCAUAGAGAAGGAGGUCACCAUGCUGAUGGAGAGAGCCAUCAAGCUGCAGGAACAGCUGCCUCAGAAGGUUCUUCCUCUGGUGUCCAGUGGGAUGAAGCCUCAGGCCUACCUGAGCCAGAACACCUUGGUGGAGAUGACCCUGGGGAUGAAGAAGCUGAAGGAGGAGAUGGAGGGAGUCGUCAAGGAGCUGGCAGAGAACAACCACUUCUUAGAGAGGUUCGGGACUCUGACUCUGGACGGAGGUCUGAGGGGUUGAAGGACGUCUGCAGCCUGUAAAUAUUCAGUGUUUAUCCUGUAAAUAACGAGACUGUAACAUGAAGCUCGCAGUGAAACGCUCCGGAAGUAAUUAAUGAACCUGUAAUUGACCUGACAACACAUAUAGGGGUUAAUUAAGGGUUAAUUGUGGUUUAAUUAGGGGUUAAUUAGGGGUAUUUCAGGGAUUAUAAAGAUUGAACUGUGAUGAACGAAUGUCUGUAAUCAGUUUCCUGCAUGAACUCAAACGUAUCCGAGAGGUCAAAUAAAACCAGAACGUUUUUUAUUUUGUCGACUUUAAGGGUUUAAACUCGUUAAUUAAAGACUGUUAACGAGUAUAACGUUUAUUUAUUAUACUCACAGGCCGAUCAGUAAUCAAUGGGCUUUGUUUCCUGUUUCAUGUCGUCAUAUAUUCUCAGACAGAAAUACCUCCUUCUCUUCAUCUUCAUCUUCUACUCUUCACGUUUUUGUUUUUAUUGUCAAUAAACAACAUUCAGAAUGUUUGUUUGAAAAACAUGUAAAUAAAGAAAAUAUCUUUAAACCGUC
This is a messenger RNA of Morone saxatilis (striped sea-bass), 2192 nucleotides long. RefSeq names its product TANK-binding kinase 1 (gene tbk1). The record is from RefSeq and is a predicted model, not a curated record. Lineage: Eukaryota; Metazoa; Chordata; Actinopteri; Moronidae. Gene Ontology annotation, molecular function: ATP binding; protein serine/threonine kinase activity; protein binding. Gene Ontology annotation, biological process: peptidyl-serine phosphorylation. Gene Ontology annotation, cellular component: cytoplasm.